Beauveria bassiana ARSEF 2860 is the source of this 1335-nucleotide messenger RNA. Its product is annotated as DNA-directed RNA polymerase III complex subunit Rpc37. The transcript is spliced from 2 exons. Gene Ontology annotation, biological process: DNA-templated transcription. The record is from RefSeq and is a predicted model, not a curated record. NCBI's taxonomy places the organism in Eukaryota, Fungi, Ascomycota, Sordariomycetes, Hypocreales, Cordycipitaceae. The coding region runs from base 1 to 1335 and encodes 444 amino acids. Gene Ontology annotation, cellular component: RNA polymerase III complex; nucleus.
AUGAGCACCACAUACGGCGACGAUGCCAUUGACGUCGACAUUCCUGACGCGCCUCCCGCGCCCUUUCCUCGCGCCGAAACCGCCCACAUGAACGACGAUUCCGCCGGCCCCGGCGCCGCCGACGACGACGAUCCCAUCACCGCCUCGUACCCCGUAUUCCUGAACCCCGCGCUGCCGCUGGGCCGCCGCCUGCUGGUGCUGCAGCAGCCGAACCGAACCGACGAGAACGGCGGGGCGCGGGCGCCUCCCUCGGAGCUGCGGCUCAAGGCCGUGUCAGGCAUGGUCGAGGUGGACAUGCCGCUCGACUACAACGAGGCGUACGACCGCGACAAGGGCCUGCGCUGGGGACGCACGCUGCAGACGUCGAUGGCGGCCAAGAAUGGCGGCAGCCAUGGCCUCGCGGGUGGAUUCGGCUUUGGCGCGGUGCAGCAGCGCGGGAGCGGUGCUGCUGCUGCUGGGCGGAGGAGGAACGAGGUGGAUGCGGAGGAUCUGAUUGACUGGAAUGAGGCGAUUCGGCAGGACAAGGUGCUGAGGACGCAGACGCUGGGAGGGCAGUACCCGGACGCGGACGAGGUGCAGUACAUGGUUGGGGUUUUUCAAGGCAAUGAUUUGCACCUGACGCCCGUCUCGUCACUAGUGCACCUCCGGCCGCAGCUGCACCACCUCGACGCCGCCACGCAGCAGGAGCGUCAGGCCGCGGCCAAGGAAGCCGGUGCGGGUGGUGCGGGCGGAACAGGCUCCGGUGGCGCCGGAGGCACCGGCGGUCCCGGGGCUGGCGGUCCCGGCCCGCGCGCCAUCCACAUGAGUAUCAAGACGACGGCCGACGGCGAGACGGUGACGACGGAGACGAUUGCCGACCGCCUGCGCUCCGUGCAGGGCGAGCCCUGGCGCAAGAUGCGCUACACCGACGAAAACGAAGAGGCCGCGUGGGAGGUGUACAACGAGAGCCUGUUCCUCAACGCCAAGCACAACAAUAACACAACAGCCACCGAGACGACGUCAGGCAAGAAGAAGGCGGCCGAGGAUCUGCCGCCGCCACAAGAAUCGCUAGAAGGCGCCGUGUCGACUUUUGCGUCCAAGUGGGGGAGCGACCAGCUACUCGAGGCCGUCAGCGGCAUCAAGAAGCCGGAGCCCGUCGUUAUGGUGCCGCCUCCGGCCAAGGUGGCAGAGGCAAAGGCGGCCGAGGCAAAAGCGAAGCUGGACGCCAAGGAGAAGCAGACGGCCGAGGCGCAGACCGCGGCGGCGGCGGCGGCGGAAGAGACGAGGAGGCCAAAAAGAGCUCCUCGAGGCGGUGGUGGGUUGGGCACGGCCAAGCGUACGACUAGGGCCAAGUAG